AUGAUGGACCUGUUACCACAGCGACUUGUUAGAGUGAUAGUUGAUCAACUGGAUACACCUGAUAUAGUAUGUCUAUCACUUACAAGCAAGUAUUGGUAUGACAAUAGAUAUGGAUAUACAAGAUCAUUGAACAACUAUGCUUUAAUCAAUGGUGACAAUCAAGCUCGAACACCAUUGGCUCCACUUCCAGCAUUCAAAGAGAUACUUUACAAGAGGCCAGAUAUUGCCAAUGAAUGGGUGUUUGGCAAGAACUUCAAUCAAUAUCCUCUUCAGCAUCAUUGUCCACCAUUCCAUGACUCCUUGACCAUGUUGACGUUUGGCAUGGCUUUCAACUGUGAGAUCAUUCCUGAUUCAUUGCCACAAUCAUUGUCCACCAUCAUAUUUGGCGAUCAUUUCAAUCAACCUCUCAAGGAGGGAAGCCUCCCUCGUGCCCUGACCACUCUCGAGUUUGGGUCGAUAUUCAAUCGACGCGUCAAGGAGGGUCACUUACCUCAAUCACUCACCAAGCUUUCAUUUGGUAGAUGUUUUAGACAACACCUUGGGCCGCGAGUCCUCCCACCCAAUCUCCUUGAGUUGGAGUACUAUGACUCCUACAGGGAGAGGAACGGUGUGACGAGGGGCAAGAUUAGUGAAUGGCAAUCGAUUGUCUCACCUGGCAUGCUUCCACCAUCACUCCGUACUCUGAAGUUGGGUGACUCGCUAACCAGACCUUUGCAGCCAAGAACAUUGCCGCCCAAUCUUGUUAACUUAAAGCUUGGUAACGCAUACAAUCAUCAUAUCGGACCGGGUCUACUACCACCAUGCCUCGAAACACUGGAGCUUGGUAUCGCAUUCAAUCAAUCAUUGGACAAUCUUCCUACAACACUCAAGCUUCUGAUCUUUGGCACAAACUAUAAGAUGCCGUUGUUGCCAGGCCAGUUACCACAAUCACUUACCGACCUGCUGGCACUUGGAGGCAUCUCACAACCGGUGGACCCAGACACAUUCCCGCCAUCAGUCACCGAGUUGCUCAAUAUGUCGUGCAAUCACCAACUUGUGCCAGGCACUUUCCCACCACGGCUCAGGAAGGUGACAUUUGGUGCGUUCUUCAACCGUCCGUUCGCACCAAACGUGUUGCCAGACACUUUGAGAGAGUUAACCGCAUAUUAUCAGUUCAAUUUAUCAUUCGAGCCUGGCUCAUUACCGAGUGGUCUGACUCGAUUGACAUUGGGGAACACCUACAAUCAGAUAAUACCAGCAGGAAUAUUGCCCGAAUCGUUGACAGAGCUACACCUAGGUGUGGUAUACAAUCAGCCAUUGCAAAUGGGCGCACUGCCUCAAUCAUUGCGCAUUAUGAGCUUUGGGAGAGCAUUCAACCAUGGAUGGCAGGCAGGAUUGUUGCCAUCUUCGCUCACCGAUUUGAAGCUGGGCGAGUACUUUAAUCAAGACAUCACAUUGGGCAUGUUGCCAGAGUCGUUGACCAGACUGUGCAUCAAUCAAAGUUACUGCGCCAAACUUGAUGCGCCCCACUUGACAAGUCUGGACUACAUGUGCCGUGUCAAGUAUGACCUUAAGGACAUAGCCAGCUACUCUGUGCAUCUCUAUCCAAGAAUAUCCAACUAUAACCUGUUGGUUGACAACAUUAUCCAUCGAUUACAUGUCCGUAUUCUAGACCUGAGCCUACCAAGUAUAAUGGUCAUCGACUCUAUGUUCCAUGGUUACUUUGUUCAAGGUAGUUCAUGUAUGAAUGAUCGUGGUGGGAACAAUCCAUUCAGCAAGAGAUCGUUGGAAGAGUUAAAGACAUAUCUGUCGUCCACUUGA
Molecule: messenger RNA, 1800 nt
Organism: Acytostelium subglobosum LB1
Lineage: Eukaryota; Evosea; Eumycetozoa; Acytosteliales; Acytosteliaceae
Exons: 2
Coding region: 1-1800 (599 amino acids)
Molecular function (GO): protein binding
Source: RefSeq, a predicted model, not a curated record